AUGAGACCAACUGUAUUCUUCACGUUCAUAGUUGUAGCAACUGUUUUACAAAGUGAUAUAAUUCUAGGAAAACAGGAUUUUCUGAUAGAAGAAGACGCGAGGCUGGACUUCAUGGGUCUAGCGACGAAGUAUGGCCACCCAGCGAUACGACACGAGGUGACCACAGAUGAUGGAUACAUUCUAACACUCUUCCACAUUCCUGGCAGAAGCAAACUACCUGUCCUUCUUAUGCAUGGUUUUCUGGACACAGCAGAUACUUUUUUAUUGAGAGGAAAUGAUUCAAUGGGGAUCGCCUUAGCUAAUGCCGGCUACGACCUAUGGUUCGGUAACUGUAGAGGCAACAGAUACUCACGGAGACAUCGAGAUCUUGAUCCAAACAGAGAUAGCAGUUAUUGGAGCUUCACUUUUCAUGAAAUGGGAUAUUACGACCUUCCAGCUCUCAUAGAUAGAGUUUUAAAUGAGACUGCAGCUCCGAGCCUCACAACAAUCGGUCACUCACAAGGGACCACCAUCUUCUUCGUCCUGGGCUCCACGAGACCGGAGUACAACUCCAAGAUUAACGUCUUCAUAGCUCUUGCUCCCGUGGUCUAUCUACAACAUUUACCUCUCCCUUUUCAAACGAUUUUAAAUUCACUGCCCGUAAUAUACAAAAUACUAGCGAGUGCAAAUAUACAGGUGAAUGAAUUCUUUGGAUACGACAGUGUCGCCACCAUAUUUCUCAGAACUUUCUGUCCACAGAACUUUAUAAGCUCUCAAUUUUGCUUAAACAAUAUAUUAUAUCCUAUACUAGGUUUUGACCCGUUUACAUUUGAUCAAAGAUUCUUACGUAUAUUUUUCUACCACUAUCCUGCUGGGGCCUCUUGGAGAGAUCCUUUACAUUUUACUCAGAUAAGUAAAAGCGGAAUAUUCAGACGUUACGAUUUCGGAAAUGAUAAAAAUAUGUUAAUGUACAAUUCCACAAGUCCGCCAUUGUACCAGCUGAACAGAGUCACAAUGCCAGUGGCUUUGAUAGUUGCUAGGAAUGAUCCUAUUUCAACACUGAGUAAUGUUGAUCUAUUAAAACAUCAACUACCGAACGUUGCUGAUUAUGUUGUGGUCCCGUGGAUACUUUUCAGUCACGGUGACUUUGUGUGGUCGCAAUCAGCGCCAAUACAUUUAUUUCCUCAAAUAAAACGUGUACUGUUACGUUUCAAUCCAAUAUAA
Molecule: messenger RNA, 1203 nt
Organism: Danaus chrysippus (African queen)
Lineage: Eukaryota; Metazoa; Arthropoda; Insecta; Lepidoptera; Nymphalidae
Source: the annotation of a GenBank genome assembly